Messenger RNA from Toxoplasma gondii ME49, 8240 nucleotides. RefSeq lists its product as hypothetical. The transcript has a single exon. NCBI's taxonomy places the organism in Eukaryota, Apicomplexa, Conoidasida, Eucoccidiorida, Sarcocystidae. The coding region runs from base 3163 to 6549 and encodes 1128 amino acids. The record is from RefSeq and is a predicted model, not a curated record.
CUUUUGCUUAGGUGGAACCAUCGACCCAUUAUUUUGGUGAGGUGGUUUUGGAGAUUCCAGCGGAUGUGACAUAUUUCUCGGACCAGCGGCGAAGCGGCAUCUCUUCGUAAUUUAGACGGGAGCAGCGGGACUUUUGACAGAAGAGUUCGAAAGAAGGGUACUUACCCACCAAUUUGUGCGCACCUUAAUGCGCAAACGUCAACAUGUAAUUGGGUAGGUUUCGAUGAAUGAGUACGCACAUAAGUCCGUGAAAGCGACUGUGAUCGAGAGAGAUUCGUCGGCUCGAGGAGCUCCACGACCACGCUGAUUUUGACACCAGUGUAUCUUGGUACAUUUGUCUCUUUUUUCUAUCCGCCGAUGGGCGUAUACGCCGGUUAACAGGGUACUUGUUUCUGCUUGUCUAUGCAUGAAUUGCCGUAAUGCAAACUGUCUCAGGCCGUAGACAAAGAACCCGGUGAUUCCGAGCACUGAUGCGGUGAAUGUGUGCUGUUUGCCGGGUUUUCCGUGCCCGGCGUCCGGAGGUUUGCAUCGUGUCUGUGUGUUGCAAAUCGGAAGAGAGCACCUCCCCAGUUCGUUCGAUACGUGUGGGAGAAUUGAUUGGUAGAAAUGCAUGGUGAGGAGCCAACCAAAAGACAACGGACCUAUUUAACUUACUCGAGGUCGCUGUUCUCCCGCAACGGCGCGACUUCCCCUAGCAACCGUGGACGCACGUUUUCCUGCUACUGUGUCAAACGCCCCUCCAUUGUUUCAUUUCUUCUCCGGGAUCUCCCGCAAAAGCACGAGAAAUCAGAACGUUUCUUUAGCAUGGAAAAUGCACGUCUUGACCUUGCACACGACGCGAGCGCAGCCCGUAUCGUACGACAGUGCCACAGGAAUCUCGAUGGACUGCUUUUAUGCUGGUUCUUGUCCGGGUCCGAGUUUCGGGCGUUGCCACAUCCCUAGUAGACCCGGUGCCGCGCCAGUAAACCUGCCGCGCUCGCUGAGCUAAGCCCCAAUUGAACCACACUUUUUUAAUGUCUUUGUGCAUUGGCUUUUCUUUGAAGGGCUUUCUGCUGCUUUCCGUCACCGAAACUAGUUUGGCGCGUUUCUUCCUGCUUCCUGCUCAGUUGCUCUGUUUGUUCGCGCCGCUGUGGCGCUGCGGCUAUUUCCCUCGGUUGAAGCGCCACGGCCGCAUGAGAUUCGGGCGCGCAUGAACGAGCGCAAUUCCGCAAGUUCAGCCAGCCGCAAUUUUGUGGAGUUUUUCCCGAGCGCCCGGAUUUGUUUGUCUGCGUUGUCCGCACCUCGAAGAUAUAGAAAAAGACAAAAAACAGGCCUGAAGGCUUUAUGUCUGGACAAAAAGACCGCAACGCGCCAGCGUGUUUUGUGGUCGGCAGCCCGCUGCUGAUCGUGCGGUGUAUUUCGCGGAGGGGCUGUUUCGUGAACUUUGUUGCAAAGAGUUUUUUUCGGUUUCUACUCUCCCAUUGUUUUCGCCCGCUCUUCGGUACACUGUGUCUUGCUUUGUCUAUGUCUCCCGCUUCCUUUUUUGGAAAGCUGCUGGGCUCUGGGUUUCUGCACUCCUGCCAGCUAAGUUUCCGUCACUGCUACCUGUGCAUCGAGACAUCAGCUUCUCGAUUCAUGACGAGCUAGCGAGCCUUCCGCUGAUGUUUUCACUCCAGCCGGCGGACCGAAUCUCCUUGUUUGCUCCAGGAAAGUGACAGUUCCUGCAGUUUCUCAGCAAAAAUACCUACCAUUAGUAGCGUGGUCGAGAUAACCCUUCUAUGUUGCACAGAAGGAACAGGCAAGCGAAUCCACUUCGUUUUGGCGAGCUCCGAAGUGUCGGAUUCCUAGCAGCAGCAAUCCGCAAUUGCUGGGCGUGUCCUGCCCCGUUUCGUGUCUCCGCAAACAGGGAGUGCUUUGUUGUUUGAUGAAGGAACUUCUUUUUCUUUCUGUCGUGAGGCAAAGUCCCCAAUAGUCAGCCUUUCCGCGGUCGGUUGAACAGAGAAAUAAGCGAAUUCUCGGUCCCGGCAACACCGACAGACGAGCCUGUCUCUCGUGCGGGCAAAAGGUGUCUUAAGCGACGUCGUUAUUUCUUUCAAUAUCAGCCUCUCUCCACGCAAAAUUCGUUUGGAGGAGAGGCAACACUGCGUGGGUGUCUCCGUGUGACAUGAAGUCGUUGCAUCAGAGAAGCAGGACGAGAACGGAGGUCUCGGACUCUCACUUCCUGAGUGCCGCAGACCUCGCGUUGUCUACUCUGCUCGCUGUUCCGUGUCCGUCCGUCCGUCUCGAGCAGCCGAGCAGAUUCGCCUGUGUUAAGAGAGGAGAUUGGACUUUUAGCAGUAAACAGUUCGAAACGGACACGAGUGAUCAAUCUCAGAGGGAAACUCUGGCUCGCUGGCGCGACCUCCGCCACUGAGAUAAGGACGUGCACGACUUUUUGACGACAGAGAACCCCGAAGAAAAAAACCGCAAAGUUCGUUCUCGAAUUGCAGGGUACGAAGGAUAUAGAAAGACUAGGUUCCUGGCUGUUGGUUGAACGGGAUCGCGAAACGCCCUCCGCCAGCAAGCACCUGCACCGGCAGUAUAAUCGCAUUUGUUUCUGCAUGUAACGAGACUGGCUACUCGCUGUCUCUGUAUCAACGUAGUCCAUUGCGGUUAUGUACUUGGCAGGCGCAAACCCCUUUUUCCGCUGAUUGUUGGAACUGCACCUUUCGUGGGAUUGUUUCACAGCGCGUCAACUCUGGUUUUCGAGGUCUUUCGUCAAUCGUAACGCAAGCGUUUAUCACCUGGUGCCUGCUGGGUCACCUUUUGCGUAAGAAUUGCGUGCUACGUCCAAGCUUUUCUGUUCGAAGGUGUCCUGUGUUGUUUCGAUCGUGUUUCAACCGUGUCAUUAACCGCCUGAGCUCUCCGUCCGAUUGUUUCUACUCACCGAGUUCACCGAGCCGAUAAUUUUUCGUCGUCUGAACGCCCGUUUCCGUUGUUCUGUUUCACCGGUUUUGUGUUUCCUCACUGUCUGGUUUGCGGUUUGUUCCAGUGUGGUGCACCCGUUUGUCCAAUUUUUUACGCCCUCACCGGUUCCCUUCCAUUUGUGAGUCCCGUCGGGCCGCUUCCACACAAACACCGUUUUCCGCCACACCCACUCCCUUCGUGGCUCACACCUCGCCCGCGGUCCUGUACGCUCUCACCAUGGAGACCGGCAAAAUCGACGCCCCGAAUUUCGGCGUGUCUGCCCAGCAAGAACAAGACGCCUUUCUCUCCCUCCUGAAGGUCGGUGGUCACCAAGAAACCGCCCUCGAGUCCCACACUGCAGAAACGGACUCGAACACAGACGCACCAGCGCCUUCUUCAAACGACGGGGAACUGGAGAGUGCCGAUCGUCUGCGAGCGCCGUCAUCACCUGCCUCGGCACCGUCAGAAGACUCCUCAUCCCUUACCUUUCCAUCCAUGUCAUUCCAGGACUCGCCUGCUCUGGGUAUCACCCCGAACGCCUCUACGCACUCCCUCGACUUUGCCGCUCCCGCGAGCUCGACCGCCUCCGCAGCGGCGCUGCUCUCUUCCCCAGUCACGCUCAGCCUCCUCGCAACUCCGUGCCCCGACGCCACAGCCGACGCGUUGGACUCCGUCUCAGUCAUGGCUCGAAGUUCGCCGGGCCCGCAAACGCCUUUCGCCCGGAGCGCGGUUCCGCGUCGGCAAACGCAAACCCUGUCGGGGAUGUCUGGCGCUUCACAUUCUCUCGAUGAUGCUGUGUCCCGCAUCGAGGCUCGUGUUCUGCAGCAGCAUGAACAACAGACAGACGUUGACGAGGCGCAAGUCCAGCUGGGAGUUUCCGAGGAGUCUGAGUCGAACAAGGCUGACGGUGAGAAACCCGCGUUCGCGUCUGCCGCAAGUGCGUCGGUGGACAGCGCGACGACCGCGGCAAGCAGCUCUGUGGACAGCUCCCCGACUUCUUCGCCUCCUCGCGUGACCUGGACUCCCGGAUUUCGUCUGCCACUCGGCGCUGAAGGCCGGCAGGUGCUGCUGCGGCGCCUGCGCCGGGCGUACCAUGCCUCGCCCCCAGAGACCCGCGACACGUUCCUCGCGUCCCACGGCCUCGUGUUCUCGCGCAUGCCAUUCGCGACCGUCUCGGAGCUCUUCCACUUGGCGCACCUCCUCGGAGUCUUCGAUUUCGCAGUCCAGUGCAGCGAAGAGUUCGGAGGCGUCUCCAGCGCAACUGCCGUCGCUGGCCGUGGCAACCGCUCUGGGGUCCACUCAUCGAACGCUUCUGUCGGUGCUGUCGGAGCCAGCGAAGGUGCAUCUGGGGAAGGCUCUGAGGGUCUUCGCGUCGGCGCGAGCGCGAAGCGCAGACGGGCGACACUUCAGCGCCACGCCGCCCCGAGUCCGCAGGCUGUCUCCCGAACUCUGCGCGCGCAGGCGCCCCAACGCUGGCUGCAUGGACCUGGCGCCGAGGAGGCGUUCGGCGAGGCCUCAGUGCAGAGCGACGAAGCCGGAACGGGCUUCGUGGCCGACGGCGCCCCCAGGUAUCUCCCCUUCGAAGACUCCGCGGAAGCCGACCAGCUGAGCGCGGACCUCCGCCACUCCGCAGACUCCUCGCCCGUGAGUGCCCGGCGGACGCCGCGCGGCUUGAAGAAGCGCCGCCGUCGCCCUCUCGCCCACGCCCCGAGCCGCCAUAACUGGGCCCAAGCGCAGGUCGACGAGCAUGCCGGCGCCUGCUCGCCCUUCGGCUGGAGCGGUGGGCUGAACGAAGUGGCAGACUGCAUGCAUGGCGGGGCGUUGGCUUCAGAUCUUUUGCUGAAUGCGGCCAGUCGUUCAGGGUUCUUCGGCGCGGAGCGUAGAGUUGAGGCCGCCAAGAUCGACGCCUGCACUCAGAAGCAGCUGCUUCAAAUCCUACAGCAACUCGGCCUUUUCAACGGGGAACUGGAAGGGGCAGCGAACGAGCUAGGCGACACCGAUAAAUUCUCUGCAGCUGUCCAGGCCCUGCAGAUGCAACUCCAGGCUUUGACAGGCAACUCAGCGAGCCACGCGGAGAAGGCGGCACCGGCUGUUGUCCCCAGACGGACGGGGGUGAAGCGCGCCGUGGGAGGUCACGCGCGUCGAGCAAGUGCUGGCAUCCGCAAACGCAGAGACAUCGCCGACAGGCUGAGUAAGGAGGAGCUUCGAAACGGAGAAGCUGACUCUGCGUACUGCGUGAGAGGCCCUUUGUUUAACAUGCAGCAGCCGGGGCAGAAGGAGGUCCUUCACACACCGGCGAAGGCGGCGGCCCUAGACUUCCUUCAGGUCGCGAGUCGAGACGCCGUCAGCGACCAUGGCCAGACCCGGCAGGAGUCGCUUACGCUUUCAGUCGCUUCGUCACUGCCCUCGCUGGCGGAGGAGACGACCCAGGCCCCGUCUUUGGAGACGUUGUUGGCGCGAUCGCUGGCGGCGAUCGGGAACGGCCAGGACUGUGCAUCGCUGUUCGGCCCCCAGAUCUGUCUCCAGGCGGACCGCACGCAGCCAGCCUCGUCUGAGCGGGACUUCUUCCAAUUCGUCGACGAGUUCAAGACACGGAUGGACGCCACGGAAGAUGCCGUCGCCGCCAAGCAGGCCGACGCGUCCCUCGAAGAGCUGACCCGCGAGCGCGAAGCCCUCCUGCGCUCCUUUCUCCAGGGCGACCUCUCGCAAGUGUUGAAGGGCCAUGAGGGCGGAGAAAUCGCAGCGGAUAACCAGGAAGCGCUGCUGCUGAGUCUGCUUCAGAAGCCCAAGUUGAAGCGCCCGCUCGACUUUCCCAGCGACUCGACGCGGCUCCUGGACGGAGCUACGAGCGCAGAAGAACCGUUUCAGACCUCCCAGGGCCUCCUGGACGUCUCGCCCGAGGCGCUGCGUGGCUUGUCUUCGCAGGCCCUGCAAGCCUCUCGGCCGUUGGCCGCGGCUGCCUUUCCAGGUGCCGAUUCGGGGCUAGGUUCCGCCUUGCUGCAGCUGCUUCAGAAUCUCCCGACGAGAGACAUGGCGGUCGCAGACCGGCUCCUCCCAGCGAAGGCCGCCGCCGUUCCGGCGCCCGCGUCCACGAAUGCUCAGUAUGCGGUUGGCCUCCAGUUCUUGCGACUCGUCGAACUCUUCCAGCUCCACAACAACCUGUCAGGGCUCCUGGGAGCUCUGCCCAAAAUCCAAUGCGAGUCGGGCCUGGCCCCGGGCGUCGAAGAAGAGCUGAAACGCGGAGCGCUCGCAGAGAGAGACGAUGGUGCAAAGACCUUCGAGCCGCUUGCAGUCCGCGCCACGCCAGUCACCACAGGCGAGGACUCGAACUCGCGAAACGGGACCAGCUGGGGUAGCGGCUGUGACAGUCUCCGCAGUCGCAGCGGAAGCUUCAGCGACAGGACUUCUCUCUCCAUGGGGUCCAGGCUUCCCGCAGGGACUCCCUGCAUCUUGAGGACCACAGACACCCUCGCUGAGGGCGUCCGCAGCUCCUUUACUACUUGCUGUAGCGACGGGCUUCCCGCGACCGCUGUCGCCGCCCCCAGGAGUGAAGCCUUGAGUUAUCCGAACGCCGAAGAGUGUCUCCAGCUCAAGCUGUCCCGUCAGGGUGCCCGCGUCUGCUGAGAUAACCAAGGGACAGACUGAGGGAACGUAAGUGACCCAGGUCUCUUGGAGCGCUUUGAUCCGACGGCGGUACAGGGAGAAAAAACCGGUCAGAAGAUUGAGCCGGAAACUGGAGCGAAGAAAGUCCUGCAUGCACUCAUUCACUUUGUGACCACAUGGAACCGGCACACAGAAGGACGAAACUCGUGAGGUCGCCUCUCGCCAGAAGGAGUACAAGAAGUGGAUGCGCCUGAAACGACAGAGAGAAUGAAACGAGCUGGACAAUGAGGGAAUCCGUGGCGAUCUUUUAAUCGGAGGGAGCACGUUGUCGUGUCUGGGCUGGCCGGAGCGAGCUGUAGACGUGGGGAGUGGCGUUCGAGUGCAGAGCCCGGAACUACGGGAUUGGCAGAAAGCAAGUAGUCAAGAGUGAGGGGGUUCUCGGAGCGUAAGUCCCUGCUAAGGGAUCCUACGAAAUGGGGACUUUUGUGGUGGAGUUUGUGUUGCAGACGUGGAAAGUGGUGUUUGUCGAGGGUUCUGUCAAGUUCCUCCUGUUGCUCCGGGCAGCAUGAAAUGCAGGAAAAGUCACUUCGAAAAUGCAGCUAAGUUUGUCGUUUUCCUUUUGUUUUGUUGCAAACGAUUCCCUUUGUCAUUAGAGUGUUUUUUUCAGGUUUUUUGUGGCUGAAACGUGCCGCGUGUUGUGCUCGUGAGGUUUCGUUUGACGGUGCGGAUGCAGAGAGAUAGGGAAAGCGCAACAUGCUGACACCUCUGCAUGGCGACAUUUGGUACCCAGACAGCUGUGUUGACUGGGAAAGCGGGCUCGCGAAAUUCGGUGGCGAGAGAAAGGACGGUUUUCUCCGAAUUUCCUUUGCACCUCUUGCCGCUAUGCCGUGUGCAGGCGCCGUCCGACAUUACCGAGCCCUUUUGGGCUGUUGGGAAGGUAGCGUUCAGUUGCUUUGUUUUCGACGAGAAACUGAGAAAGCAAGCUAAUGAAGUUCCACUUUCUCUAGCGCCUUCCGCCGCGGAAACCGAAACCGCAUCACUGUUACUCUGCGCGGAACUGCAAUUGCGGGCUGUUCCUUCCCCACUGUAUUAUGUCGCUUUCCUGAGCUCCGUGUAUCUGUUCAAGAACGGCAGAGAUUAUACUCUUAGAGCAAGCACGCAGUUCGGUAGGCAGAAGCUCAGAUGCGAAGCUGGGCUAAACGUGACCCGAGGGACUGUCCAUAGAAUUAAAAGGAGAACGUUUCUGUUUCCAGAGUACACAAAAAGGAACGUUGGCCAAAAAAACGAACCAAUCGCAUCAUCUACAUGUGCAACAGAUUCUUGUUUUUUGAGAAGGGAGACCGCUCCAACAGAGUUUUCGGCGCCGUUCGGUCGCGUUCAUCGGAGAUGGGCUGACAGUGGUUGAAAGUCUGUAGGCCCUGCGCGAGGUGGCGUUGCACCGACUGCGUAAAAGGCCGUAUUUCUGAAACUAAAAUGUGUCCGGUGAGUCGUCGGCGACGCGACGGAAGUUGCGAAGCAGAUGCUGCAACAAUCCUUUCGGCUUGUUCAUACGGGAUUCGCACUGAUUGUCGCACCCACCAGCGCAGUCCAAGUUCAAUCAACGAUCGAACCACCGCUUUGUGCUGUGUCGAUUUCCCGCCACGCUCCAAAGAUCCGUUUCCCACAACCUUGACGGUAAAGUUAGACCUAACUCUUCCCUGCGAUGUACGCCA